GAUCCCUCGAUCCCGCGUUUCCCACCAUCAACAACAUCCCACGACGACUCGACCGAUCAGAAACCGCGUUCGAAUCCGCAUCCUUCCAUCAACCGUUUUUUCCCAAAUUUUAUUCCCGAUUUUUUUUACGCGACCUCUCCAACAAUGGCGGGCGGAAAGGGAAAGUCUUCUGGUGGAAAGAGCUCCGGCGGCAAGACGAGUGCUGCCGAGGGCUCCAAGAAGCAGCAGAGCCACUCUGCUCGCGCCGGUCUUCAGUUCCCUUGUGGUCGUGUCAAGCGUUUCCUCAAGCAAAACACUCAGAACAAGAUGCGCGUGGGAGCAAAGGCUGCCGUGUACGUCACUGCUGUUCUCGAGUAUCUGACAGCUGAAGUCCUAGAGCUGGCAGGCAAUGCUGCCAAGGACCUCAAGGUCAAGCGUAUCACGCCCCGCCACCUCCAGCUUGCCAUCCGUGGUGACGAAGAGCUCGACACCUUGAUCCGCGCGACGAUUGCAUACGGUGGUGUGCUGCCACACAUCAACCGCGCACUCCUGCUCAAGGUGGAGCAGAAGAAGAAGGCCAAGGCGCUCGAGGGUUAAGACGACGACUUGAUCGAUCCGGGAUUGGUUUUUGCUUUGCUUGCUUGCUUGGGUCUUGUGGAAUGCUGGUUUAUGGGACGGUAAUGCAGAAAUGCUUUGAUUCGAAUUCGAAGAGGCGCCGCAAGAUGGACGAAUGCCGGCACGACAACGACAACGACGACGGCUUGGAUAGCCGAUGGAAGGUGCUUGCCCUCUGAAAAGGCACACGUGGAGUCUUGGCGUCAACUUACGAGAAGCCGGCGCCGAUGAUGAAAAGGCCCACGCCAUGACGGGUCGCUGUGUGCCAUUUUGGCAGCGAGAGCCGUGUACAGCAGCUGUGCGUACGCCUCGGCGUGGUGUAUGAGAUGAGGCAUGGACCGUUGUGCUGAUGGACUGGAUUAGGUAGACACGGAGAAUACGAGUUCCUGGUUGAGUCG
Messenger RNA from Fusarium vanettenii 77-13-4, 992 nucleotides. Its product is annotated as histone 2A variant. Lineage: Eukaryota; Fungi; Ascomycota; Sordariomycetes; Hypocreales; Nectriaceae. The record is from RefSeq and is a predicted model, not a curated record. The transcript is spliced from 3 exons. Bases 145 to 576 code for a protein of 143 amino acids. Gene Ontology annotation, cellular component: nucleosome. Gene Ontology annotation, molecular function: structural constituent of chromatin; DNA binding; protein heterodimerization activity.